Messenger RNA from Prionailurus viverrinus (fishing cat), 975 nucleotides. Its product is annotated as olfactory receptor 502-like. Gene Ontology annotation, cellular component: membrane. NCBI's taxonomy places the organism in Eukaryota, Metazoa, Chordata, Mammalia, Carnivora, Felidae. The record is from RefSeq and is a predicted model, not a curated record. Gene Ontology annotation, molecular function: G protein-coupled receptor activity; odorant binding; olfactory receptor activity. Gene Ontology annotation, biological process: G protein-coupled receptor signaling pathway; sensory perception of smell.
AUGAGGUUCAACCUGACCACCGGCUGGGCGGACCUGGGUAAACUUCUUAACUUUUCAGGCUGGAAAUUUAUUCAGUUUUUUCUGAGCUGCCUGCCCUUGGCUGAUAUAGGCUCUUCAUCUUCUGUCACACCUCAUAUGCUUGUAAACUUCCUGAUGGAGAGACAUACAAUCUCCUGUCUUGGACGUGCUGUCCAGGUGAGUUCAGCUGUUUUCUUUGGGUCAAGUGAGUGCCUCCUUCUGGCUGCCAUGACGUCUGAUCGCUUCAUGGCCAUCUGUGACCCGCUGCUUUAUUCAACCAAAAUGUCCACACAGGUGUGUGCACUUACGGUGGCUUGUGUAGGUAGUUUUCUCAAUGCUUCUCUUCUACUAUUUGCUUCUCUUUUUUUACUCUUCUGUGGAACAAGUCAAGUCCAUCACUUUCUCUGUGAUUUUGCUCCUUUAGUUAAACUCUCCCACUCUGGUAUCAGCACCUCCGCAAGUGUCCCCUCAUAGACGGCUGGCUCCAUUGUUGUGGUCACGGUUGUCAGAGCUGCCUCCUACAUCCGUAUCCUCAUCACCAUCCUGAAGAUGUGCUCCACCAAGGGACGCCACAAGGCCUUUUCCACUUGUACAUCCCACCUCACAGCGGUCACUCUGUGCUAUAGGACGAACACGCUCAUUUAUGUGAUGCCCAAGUCCAGCUACUCAACGGACCAGAACAAGGUGGUGUCUGUAUUCUACAUGGUGGUGAUCCCCAUAUUGAACCCCCUCAUCUACAGCCUCAGGAAGAUCUUGGCCACUGAGCUGCUGAAUGCGUCACACCGGCUCAACGUUGGUCAGGGCAGCCCCCCUACCAAUGAAAGUACCUGGGGAUCUGUCGGUUGGGGAAUUGCCCGUGACAGACCCCCCAGGAAAAGAACCAUCGGGGAAAGAAGAAGAUUACGCAGGGAAAUUAUGCGGCCCUACAUCCAGCCCUUGCCACUCUCCUCUACCUAA